Messenger RNA from Contarinia nasturtii (swede midge), 1332 nucleotides. It is a transcript of the gene Vps36, whose product is annotated as vacuolar protein-sorting-associated protein 36. Lineage: Eukaryota; Metazoa; Arthropoda; Insecta; Diptera; Cecidomyiidae. Gene Ontology annotation, biological process: protein transport to vacuole involved in ubiquitin-dependent protein catabolic process via the multivesicular body sorting pathway. Gene Ontology annotation, cellular component: ESCRT II complex; late endosome membrane. The coding region runs from base 94 to 1272 and encodes 392 amino acids. The transcript has 3 exons. The record is from RefSeq and is a predicted model, not a curated record. Gene Ontology annotation, molecular function: ubiquitin binding; phosphatidylinositol-3-phosphate binding.
UGUCAAUGCUUAAACAAAUUGAAUCAUCAUAACAAAGUUUUUCGAUCUUUUUUUUAUACAUUUGUAUACUUUAAUAUUUUGAUAAAAUUGGCGAUGAAUCGAUUUGAAUACGCUCAAGCGAUCUUGAAAGAUGACGAGUCAUUCGUUGCAAAACAUAAGAGUAUGAAAUUAUACCAUGGCCAUCAAAAGACGAAUUUCGAAGAUGGUGAAGUGGUUCUUACUACACACCGUUUAUUAUGGGGUCGAGUCGGUGAAAUUGCCCGUGGAAUGGUUGUGCUAAGUUUGAAUUUGAAAUAUGUCAUUUCACUCGACGAAGAAGUGGCCAGUUCGUUUGUGUUUGGUCGUAAAAAGCGAAUCAUAAUAAUGCUGAGUGAAUUACAAUCGGACAAAGCACCGGGCCCGAUGGACGAUAGUACUGGCGAAACGUUUAUAAAGUUGUCCGGCCGAAAUGGCAUUGAAGAGUCAUUUGUACAAUCGUUGAACGAAACAGUGUCGGCUCGCAUAUGGGAAACAUCGGAAAAAUCAUCAAACAAUGAAACCGAAAAUACGCCGGUACGUCGAAUAAAAUUGCGAACGGGAAUUGUGGGCAUUGAACGAAAUCUACAAGAGCGUCAAAAGCAAACCGAUGAAAAUAUUACGCUUGCCUUUAAAGAUCUUAAUAAAUUAAUGACCAUGGCCAAAGAUAUGGUUGCCAUUUCAAAAGUGAUCAGUUCGAAAAUUCGCGAACGUCACGGUGAUAUAUCGGAAGAUGAAACGGUUCGAUUUAAAUCGUAUCUCAUGAGCUUAGGUAUCGAUGAUCCGGUCACAAGAGAUAGUGCUGCAAGCAAUUCAGAAUAUUUUCAACUAUUGGCAAAUCAAAUUUGUGCAAUGUUACUCGAUCCAAUUAUCGAAGCAGGCGGAAUGAUGUCAUUGGCUGAUGUAUAUUGUCGCGUCAACCGUGCACGUGGAUUGGAAUUACUUUCGCCGGAAGAUCUUUUGAAUGCAUGCCAAAUGUUAGAUGGUCCGAUUAAAUUGAGAAAAUUCCCAAGUGGUGCAAUGGUCUUACAGAUUGAAACACACAGCGAUGAAAUCGUUUCGCAAGAAACAUUUGAAGCGGUGGAAAAGGCCAAAUCAAUAACUGUCGAGGAAUUAGCACAACUUCUGAGCAUUUCGUUGUUGUUAGCACAAGAACGUCUUCUUACUGCCGAAAGAGCUGGAAAAAUUUGCCGUGAUGAUUCUAUUGAAGGACUACGUUUUUACCCAAAUCUAUUUUUAACAAAUGCAAUUGAAUAACUGGACAUAACAUAAAUAUCAUCAAUUUGUAAAUAAAACAAAACGAGUUUUAACCAUUAA